GUCACAUGUCACUGAUGUCAGUCACCCUAUUUGGUGCUUUGGUGAAAUAAAAAUAAACUUGUUCUGGUAUUUUUCUUUUCCACAAAAUACUAUUCAAAUAUGUCUUUACUUCAAAACUUGUCCUACAGAGAAUAUCAAAAUGCUUUAGAAUUAACUUUACAUCGUUGUGAAAUCAUAGCAAAUCUAGCUAACUUGAAAAUAACAUUCGACAGGUCAAAGAAACCAGGUGAGACCCUAAUAAAGUCAUUAGACAGGUUUGGGGUCACUGCAAUUAGGUAUAAACAAUACCUAAUAGCUUCGCAAAAUGUUAGAACAAUCACCACAUUUUACAAGCCACAUUCUAAAGUUGCGAUUCUAGUGGCCAAUGAUAAGUACACACAGUUAGCCAAGCUUUGCACGCCUUCAAUAGACUGUGACUCACUGGCCACUCAUUUGAAAAACAUGGGAUUUAUUGCAAUAAAAAUAAAGAAUACUUCAAGUAAGCAUUUGAAAAUUAUUUUGAAAAAAAUCUUCAAUGAGUUAGAAGAGGAUUCUUAUUGCUUCUUCUUUUAUGCUGGUCACGGUUGCCAGCUUUGCAACACAAAAUGCAUGUUAGGCAUAGACUGUCCCACAGAAAAUAUCACUUUAGAACAUUGUGUUACUGAAAACUUUGUUCUCAAUGAAAUGGCUCGAUCAAAACCUGAACUAGGAAUACUUAUUAUGGAUAUGUGCAGAGUAUGUUUGGAUAGACAAUCAAACCCCCAAAUCUAUGCAACAAUCCAUACAGUGGAAGAUUAUACCGUCCACAAAAAUUUACUCAUCACCUACUCUGCUCAGUCUUCACAAGCUGCUUACGAAGUGGUGCAAAUAGAAUGUUCUACUACUAUCAACAACGAUGAGACGUAUGAGUUGAAGACCGGUGAUACGGACAAGUUAGGGCCGGGAUCAAGUCAAUAUGUGAACGCACUUUGUACGAGAUUAGAUGAGGAUUUGGAUGUUAGCAGUUUGUUGGAUAAGGUGCAUGAGGAUGUUGAAAAAUCCUUCAAGAAACAAAGACCUAUAAAGGUGCAGUGUGGAGUUGAGAAGAGAUCACUGUAUGAUCCUACAACAGUUGAGACUGAAGUCCUACUGAAUAAAUUGAAAGAAGUUACACAAGAGUUCAAGGAGCAUUGUGUAGUGUUUUAGGUGAACAUUGCCAAGUAUUUUUAAUUAUGGUGCUAAUAUGUGAUAACCUUUUGCAAUUGCAAUGUUGUUUUGUAACCUUUAAUAGGAAAUACCAUGCAGCUGUAUACAUGUAAGUUACAGAAAAUCUUUUUUUCAUAAAAUAUUAUGGUACCAUUUAAGCAUUCUAGGAACAAAUACAAGUUUCAGUAUUGACCUAA
Helicoverpa zea (corn earworm) is the source of this 1361-nucleotide messenger RNA. RefSeq lists its product as uncharacterized. Gene Ontology annotation, biological process: proteolysis. Gene Ontology annotation, molecular function: cysteine-type endopeptidase activity. NCBI's taxonomy places the organism in Eukaryota, Metazoa, Arthropoda, Insecta, Lepidoptera, Noctuidae. The coding region runs from base 100 to 1164 and encodes 354 amino acids. The record is from RefSeq and is a predicted model, not a curated record. The transcript has 6 exons.